This is a messenger RNA of Armigeres subalbatus, 440 nucleotides long. Its product is annotated as cecropin-B1. NCBI's taxonomy places the organism in Eukaryota, Metazoa, Arthropoda, Insecta, Diptera, Culicidae. Gene Ontology annotation, cellular component: extracellular region. The transcript has 3 exons. Gene Ontology annotation, biological process: defense response to Gram-positive bacterium; antibacterial humoral response; defense response to Gram-negative bacterium. The coding region runs from base 16 to 291 and encodes 91 amino acids. The record is from RefSeq and is a predicted model, not a curated record.
CGCAGCCGUCGAUACAUGUGGGUAACCCCCGCGCACGGUACUAAUUCACAGUCCCAUCGCAUCGGUGCCAUUUCCAAUACGAGAAAGCCUAAUUCAUCCCACUCAGACACAAUGAACUUCAACAAACUGUUCCUUAUUGUGAUCCUGGCGGUGCUCCUACUGCUGGGACAAACCGAAGCUGGCCGCUUGAAGAAGCUGGGAAAGAAGAUUGAACGGGCGGGCAAGCGUGUCGUUAAUGCCGCUCAGAAGGGACUCCCCGUUGCAGCUGGCAUCCAGGCACUGGGAAGAUAAUUUUUCAUUUGACGGCAGCAACGGUGGCGCAGCGAUGUAAACCAAUUUUCCGGGUCAAUAAAUGUCCUUCUUAACCGAAUUAUGAAGUUUUGAUCUUCGGUGUCGCGGUGGUGGUGGUAGGGUAAAAAUAUACUACAGUGAAACAUGAA